ACAGACUAUUUUGCUUGGUGGGCAGUUUACAUCAGGUUACAAUGUCUUUGUUGUUUCUCUUAUCAUUGGUACUUCAUGUAUCAUGUCAACCAUUUUUUGGUUCACUACCUCCUCGUCCAACUACUGGUGUAAGAUUGUUUCUUGGUGAGGAGAAUGUGACUAUUGCUAAUUUCUCAAUGAUAGCUGCUGGUUUGUUUCAUGAUAAUGAUUUAGAUCAAGUUGAUAAUGACAUUGGUACUGGUAGUCCUGAUGGUCAGAAUGAUGGUUUGUGGUGUCAGAGUUCUCUUAAUCAGAAUAUGAUAGGAACAUGGUAUUAUCCUGAUGGAACAACUGUACCAUUGGGUUCUGGUAGUCCUCUGUUUGCUAACAACACUGCUACUGGUCAAAUUGGUUUAUUAAGAAAUGGAGGAUUAGGAAAUAUUCAAGGACUAUACAGUUGUGUUAUACCAAAUGGAGAGGGAAUUGAUCAGACACUGUAUGUUGCUACUUAUGGUAAUGGAGAUUUCCUUAACUAUGAUGAACUUCCAGUUAUUGAUGGUAGUGGUUCCUCCUUCCAGCUCCUCUCAUCAGUUGAUGCUGAUCCUCCAGUGUUUAGUUUAUCAUUUAAUGUCACUAAUAGAUCACCAACAAUAGUCAUUUGCUCUGUUGAUAAUGGAAACCAGUUUAAUGUAUCUGAUAAUGAUCUGAUACGUACUGUAACACCAGUUAAUAAUGAUGUACAAGUACAAGUAUCAGUAAUAUUGAGAAUGAGAGUGUCUGGCCUGUAUAAAUGUUCUGUUACUACUGACAGAAUUACAACUACACCUUUAGUAUCUACUAAUAUGGUAAUAAGGAAUGUUACUGUAACUGGAUCUCCGUCAAACUUGACCUACAGCAGAAUAAGUCUUCUCUCAGUUACACUAGGCUGGUCUCCCUCAGCAGUGAUUAGUGCUACUCCUCAGUAUCAUGUCUUUGUUAAUAACAGUAACGGUAUUAUUAUGAAUAACAACACUACUAAUACUGAGCUCUCUCUCUCAUUAAGUCCUGAUGAUGAAUAUAAUAUUAGACUAGUAGCUACUGGUGAAGACUUACCUAGUGAAAUAAUCACUGUUACUAUUCCUCAAACUGAUCCUAUUGUGUCUAUAUUCUCAAGUCAACCUGUAUUUGCUGGUCAAUCAUAUUCAUUAAACUGUACUGUCACAAUAGUAGCUGGAGACCUCAAUAUAACAUGGUUUGAUGGCAGUGGAAUUCAAUUAACUGAAGGAAAUGGAAUAAGUUUUAAUUUAGUUACUGUUUCUGACACUGUACAAAGAUAUGAUUUGAUAUUUCAUUUACUUAACUAUGCAGACAUUGGAGAAUAUUUUUGUCAAGCUAGUCUUACUGUUGAUGGAGAUGGUGUUCUGUUUAAUGGAACUGGAUCUGCUAAUACAACUGUUAGUAUAAGAAUACCAUUACCACAAGUAUCUAUAUCUCCUGAUGGUAAUUUUCCUCUUAUUCGUGGAACUGUUAGAACUGUUAGCUGUUCUGUUGUUUUCACUCCUCCUUUACCUACUAAUCCUAAUGUCUCAUUUACUGUCUUCAAAGAUAAUGAUCAACUAUCAGUUGAGAACAGUUCCAGAGUAAUAGCAGUUCAGACUGGAACUACUGGUGCUCUUACCUUUCAACCACUCAAUUUCUCUGAUGCUGGUAAUUAUACAUGUACUGCUACAGCAAGAGAUAGUGCUAAUAAUCCAUUAAUAAUACCAAGCAGUGCUUCUGAUCAGCAUAUUGCUACCAUACAAGCCAUUCCUGUUCCUAAUAUCACAUUCACUACUACUACUGGUAGAUCACUGGGAGAGAGUUUAACUCUUAAUUGUACAGUUGAUGUGCUAGAUGACCUAUACAAUAUUAAUGUUACUAGCAGUAUAGUAAGAAAUGGAGAACUCAUUACUAGUACUACUAGACCUGGUGAUACUACAGCAAUGAUUAUGAUUCAUUCAAUAAGAUCAUCUGAUGCUGGAGACUAUCAAUGUAUUGUUAAUAUCACUCAAUCUGAUAUAGACUAUGAAUUUAAUGGAAUGGAAACUGCCCAAGUGAUACUUACAUUACCAACUCCUUCAGCUAUUGUUGAGUAUAAUGCUACUGGACAUUUAGUAGAUGGAGAACUAGCAGAAGGACAGUUUCUUGAUAUUAUGUGUAUAGCUGACAUCAGUCAAUAUAUUGAUACUAGUGUUAGUGUUACUAUGAGUUGGAGGAGAAAUAACACUGUACUGACCAAUGGAAGUGAUUUUACUAUCAGUCCUCCAGUUAUGACUAAUAAUCAGUACACUGGUGUGUUACGUAUUAAUAGUUUGAGAGAUGAAGUUGAUAAUGGUGCUAGUUAUAAUUGUUCAGUUAGUGUGACUCCUAACACUCUUUCUAUAAUAGCAGGGAAUGAUAAUAGCAGUGCAGUUACAUUAACUGUAGCAAGGUUUGAUAUCAAUCAUGUUGAUAUAAGUAUCAAUAUUCCUUCUGUUCCUGUUUCUGGUGACGUAUUCAAUUUAUCUUGUGUUAUAGUUGUACCUCCUAAUUUUGUCGAGAAUUUUACUAGUGUCAGAUGGACUUAUGAUUUAGAAGCAUCUCAAGAUGUGACUAGUGAAAACAAUGAUGCUACACUAGUACCUGUUGUUAGAAAUGGAAAUAUAUUCACCAGUGUACUUACACUUGAUCCAGUGAAGACAACUGAUGCUAGACAAUAUUACUGUCAAGCAACAAUUCUAGUGUUUGGUAUUGUAGAUCGUACUAACAGAGAUUUAACUGUUCAAAUAUCUCCUCCCAAUGUAUCAAUAGUUGCUGAUCCUCCAACUGGUCCAAUAUAUGAGAGUACAGGUUAUAUUCUAACCUGUACAGCUACAGUAAACACUACAAUAGUGGAUACACUGGUAACUGGUAGUGUAGUAUGGACUGAUCCUAGUGGUAAUGUAAUACCAACUAAUGAAGCAAGACGUCAAGUGAUACCUCCAACUGGUAACAGUCUUGUAAGCAUGCUAUUGUUUCUACCUAUUGAUACUGGUCUUAAUAAUGAUGGAGGAACAUAUACCUGUCAAAUGAUCAUCAAUUCUGGUUAUGCAUACUCAAUGAUAGUAUCAAGUCAACCUACUGAUACUACCCUUGCUGUUACUGUUGAAAGUCUUCCUCCAAUGACAGUAAAUUUCUCAUCAGUUGGUUCAGUUGGAGUUGGUCAGAGUCUAACUAUAACAUGUACCAUAACAACAGUUGAGAGAUUAGUAGUAACACCAAUGGUUACUUUCACCAAAAUAAAUGAUACAGAUAUGGAAAUGCUCUCUAACUUACAUAGACCAUACAGUAUCACAACAGAUGAUACUGGUUCAGUUACUAACUAUACUCUAAUACUGGAUCCAGUGAGGUUUGAAGAUGCUGGAAUGUAUACAUGUAUGGCUGAGUUUAAUGUAACUGGUUUUAAUAAUACCAAUGAUCCUAGCACUGCUACUUAUGAUUAUCAAGAAGCUAGUGAUGCCUUUAAUUUAACUGUUACCUUUCCUCCAGUACUUGUUACUAUAUCAAAGGAACAUGAUGAUACAUUAUAUGCAGGGACACCAUUCUUCAUUAAAUGUGACAUAAUGUUGAAUCCAUUAGUUACUAUACCAGUGACUGUCACUAAUCAAUGGACACGUGAUGUUACUAAUGUUCCUAUGGGUUCAUCUGAUGCUACUAUUACUGAGAGUCUCAAUAUGAUCAAUACAUUACAUUAUAAUGCAACAUUAAUGUUCUAUCCAUUGGAUAAUGCUGAUGAUAGUGGAGUGUAUGCUUGUAACAUUGAAGUGACUGCUCCUAAUAGUUAUACAUACCUCAGGAAUACAUCAGCUAGCACUAAUACUUCUAUUACAGUAUUGGCUACUCCAGUGCCAGUGGUAGAGAUAGUGUAUAUGGGUAUGGCUGAACCUGGUGAAGAAUACAUGUUAAAUUGUACAGUGACAAUUGUUGAUAGACUCAUAGUCUCACCAGUGAUAACAUGGACUAAGAGAUCAGCUAACAAUGUUAUUAGUGUGCCUCCAGAUUUCAUGAUUGUAUCUAAUGUAAUGAGUUCUCUUUAUUUGAACUUCUCUUCUCUCAAUACUUCUGAUGCUGGUCUGUAUACUUGUGAAGCCUCCAUUAAUGUUAGUCAAAUAUCCAUUGUAGCAAGGAGUAAUGGCACAUCAAACUUGCCCUUAGAAAUUCCUAUUCCAUCUGUUGAUGUGAGUCGAUCAAAAAAGAAUUAUUUCUUUGCUGGUAGUAACCUGAUACUAACAUGUGAUAUCAGUGUUGAUCCUAAUGUUGAUACACCAUUCACUGUUAAUGUAACCUGGAACAUGACUGAUCAACCAAUCAUGAGUAGUGGGGAUUUUGCUACUAAUCCUAAUUCAAUGAGGCUUGCUGAUACAAAUCGUGUUAAUAUCAGCUCUGUCAUGAUGAGAUCAGGUUUCAAUGAGUAUAGAUCAACACUUAAUUUCACUACAUUGAGCAGUAUUGAGGAUUCAGGAACAUAUACAUGCAUUGUUACUAUAGUACCAGAUCCAGCUUAUGAAUAUGUUAUGACUUCUGACACUAAUUAUAUGAAUGUUACCUUAACAGUUACUAAUCCCUUGAUUGGGGGAUUUUCUACUUCUCCCAAUUCCUUUUUGGGUCUAGAAGCAUCAUGUCCUGAUUCAGACCCAUAUGAUAACUUCAUUCUCACCUGUACAGCCACUAAACCAACCAUAGUAAUACCAAACCUGGUAAUAGCAUGGACGCAUAAUGGUACAAUAGAAACUGGUACUGUGACUACUACUGCAGAGAAUAUGACUACCACUGUUACUAAUACAUUGAGUUUUAGUGCCAGUAGGCCUUCUGAUUCUGGUACUUAUAGAUGUACUGCUAGUAUUACUAUACCUGAUUCAACUGAUAUUGCUACUAGUGAGGAAAGUACUGUGGCUAUAAGAUCUCAAAGCCUACCUGUUGCUGCUACUAAUGUCAUGGCUACUCCAGGAAAUACUGCUCUUAAUGCUACUACUGCUGCUAUAUCAUUCAUAAUACCUAACAUUGCCUAUACACCUGAAGCCUACAGUGUGAAGUAUACUGGAAUGACCUUUCAAACAACAGAACAAACUUCUAUGAUAAGAAUGAGCUCUGAUGACAUCACUGCAACUAACCAAGAAUUUACAAUCAUGUUGACUGGCCUUGAGGAAGAUAACACUUAUACAUAUACAGUUGAUUCUACCAAUUGUCUUGGUACCACUAGUACUGUACAGAUGAGCUUCAGCACACUUCCAACAUUACCAAUGGCUUCUCCGAUGAAUUGUUCUAAUAUAACAUUCUUCCUAAGUAAUGUCACUCUUACCUGGACUGCACCACCACUAAUAGAUCAAAAUGGAGGACCAGUUGGUUAUAAUUUAACAUGCAUGAAUACUAAUGGUGUAUCAGUCAAUGGAUUGAUUCCAACACGAUCUUCAACGGACACAAUGUUCACUAUUACUGAUGUUAUGCCUUUUACUGUUUGGUAUAAAAAAAAGUCCAAAAAGUUUGACAUAAAUAAAGCCAAUGAACUCAGUGUAGCACCUAAUGCAGGAUAUGGUUUAGUAGCAAUUGCUAAUACUUCUGCAACACAAAAUAAUGAAGGAAUGUAUGAGAGGAUUGAUGAAUAUUUAUAUGAACCAAUAGAUGAUAAAGUUGUGCAGCAAAAAGAAGAAGAUACACCAAUUGUAGGAGACAGUGUUGAUAAUAUACCAAUAGCCAACUGUCCUGCAUAUGCUACCAGUCCUAUUACUGCUCAAACUUCUAGUCCCAAUCAAGGAGAGACAAAUGAGGAGCAAGAUGUUGAUGAGUAUGAAAAUAUGUCUUAA
This is a messenger RNA of Amphimedon queenslandica, 5816 nucleotides long. Its product is annotated as hemicentin-1-like. NCBI's taxonomy places the organism in Eukaryota, Metazoa, Porifera, Demospongiae, Haplosclerida, Niphatidae. Gene Ontology annotation, molecular function: cell adhesion molecule binding. Gene Ontology annotation, cellular component: cell-cell junction; plasma membrane. The transcript is spliced from 21 exons. The record is from RefSeq and is a predicted model, not a curated record. Gene Ontology annotation, biological process: cell-cell adhesion. The coding region runs from base 42 to 5816 and encodes 1924 amino acids.